Messenger RNA from Urocitellus parryii (Arctic ground squirrel), 1697 nucleotides. It is a transcript of the gene Sgce, whose product is annotated as sarcoglycan epsilon. Gene Ontology annotation, cellular component: sarcoglycan complex; membrane. The record is from RefSeq and is a predicted model, not a curated record. Lineage: Eukaryota; Metazoa; Chordata; Mammalia; Rodentia; Sciuridae.
CGGGAUUAGGGAGGGGGUGCAGAAUGCUGAGGCUGAACUAGCCAAGCUGGGAAGAAAGAAGAAAGGGAGGGGAGGGGAGAAUCGAGGACGGCUGGCCUAGCCAGGCCAAGAAUGCUAUUGCCCUGGUGGUGGGAGCUGGGAGACCCCUGUGCUUGGACUGGACAGGGUCGGGGGACACGCAGGAUGAGCCCCGCGACCACUGGCACAUUCUUGCUGACAGUGUACACUAUCUUCUCGAAGGUGAACUCUGAUCGGAAUGUAUACCCAUCUGCAGGUGUCCUCUUUGUUCAUGUUUUGGAAAGAGAAUAUUUUAAGGGGGAAUUUCCACCUUACCCAAAACCUGGGGAGAUUAGUAAUGAUCCCAUAACAUUCAAUACAAAUUUAAUGGGUUACCCAGAUCGACCUGGAUGGCUUCGAUAUAUCCAAAGAACUCCAUAUAGUGAUGGUGUCCUAUAUGGUUCUCCAACAGCUGAAAAUGUGGGGAAACCAACUAUCAUUGAGAUAACUGCCUACAAUAGGCGCACCUUUGAGACUGCAAGGCAUAAUUUGAUAAUUAAUAUAAUGUCAGCAGAAGACUUCCCGUUGCCGUAUCAAGCAGAAUUCUUCAUUAAAAAUAUGAAUGUGGAAGAAAUGUUGGCUAGUGAGGUUCUUGGAGACUUUCUGGGGGCAGUGAAGAAUGUGUGGCAGCCUGAGCGCCUGAAUGCUAUAAACAUCACGUCGGCCCUAGACAGGGGCGGCAGGGUGCCGCUUCCCAUUAAUGACAUGAAGGAGGGUGUUUAUGUCAUGGUUGGUGCCGAUGUCCCAUUUUCUUCUUGUUUACGAGAAGUUGAAAAUCCACAGAAUCAAUUGAGAUGCAGUCAAGAAAUGGAGCCUGUAAUAACUUGUGAUAAAAAAUUUCGUACUCAAUUUUACAUUGACUGGUGCAAAAUUUCAUUGGUUGAUAAAACAAAGCAAGUGUCCACUUAUCAGGAAGUGAUUCGUGGAGAGGGGAUUUUGCCUGAUGGUGGAGAGUACAAACCCCCUUCUGAUUCUUUGAAAAGCAGAGACUAUUACACGGAUUUCCUAAUUACACUGGCUGUGCCCUCGGCAGUAGCACUGGUCCUUUUUCUAAUACUUGCUUAUAUCAUGUGCUGCCGACGGGAAGGCGUGGAAAAGAGAAACAUGCAAACACCAGACAUCCAAUUGGUCCAUCAUAGUGCUAUUCAGAAAUCUACAAAGGAGCUACGAGAUAUGUCCAAGAACAGAGAGAUUGCAUGGCCCCUGUCGACGCUUCCUGUGUUUCACCCGGUAACUGGGGAGAUCAUUCCUCCUCUACACACAGACAGCUACGAUAGCACGAACAUGCCCCUGAUGCAAACACAGCAGAACUUGCCACACCAGACUCAGAUUCCCCAACAGCAGACUACAGGUAAAUGGUAUCCCUGAAGAAAGAAAACUGACUGAAGCAAUGAAUUUAUAAUCACACAGUUAUAGCAGUUGCAUCUUAUUUCUCUUUUCUUCCAAUAAUGCAUGAGCCUUUCUGGCAUAUGGUGUGCAUGUUGACAGUAUUAAGUAUGUACCAAAUAAUACAAUAUAACUUUGGUUUUACUAAUGUAUUUUUUUUUGUACUUAAAUCAUUUUUGACAAUUUGUAAGACAUUGAUGACUUUAUAUUUGUUACAAUAAAAAGUGAUCUUUAAAAUAAACAUUAAUGGAGCC